This is a messenger RNA of Aaosphaeria arxii CBS 175.79, 1991 nucleotides long. Its product is annotated as aldehyde dehydrogenase. The record is from RefSeq and is a predicted model, not a curated record. Gene Ontology annotation, molecular function: succinate-semialdehyde dehydrogenase (NAD+) activity. The transcript has 4 exons. The coding region runs from base 328 to 1833 and encodes 501 amino acids. NCBI's taxonomy places the organism in Eukaryota, Fungi, Ascomycota, Dothideomycetes, Pleosporales.
UGUGCUAUUUGGCGGGAAGGAGGGGAAGCUUCUUGCUCCAUGCAAAGCUAGAGAUUUGGAGCUAAUCAUCGGCAAUCUUCUUUUGCUAUUAACAUAAUAAUUACUCAAACCCCAGUAACAACUACGGUGACGAAAUCACUCUCAAGUUUUGCUUUGCGACCCAAAAACUAGCUGUCAAGACUACGAGUACGAUCGUUCCACGCGGAACAAAUCAAUAGCUUCGGUUCCAACCCCAUUUGAACUCAGUCCACAAACAAAGUCGAAUAGUCAUCUUUCAUAUCGAAUUUCCGGCCCUUUAUCGCCCUUCGGUCGUAGUAUCCGUACACCAUGGGUUCAUCUGGAAAGUUCGAAGUACCAUUCACGCUCAACAACCCCGACCUACUUCACAAUCUAUCCUUUGUCAACGGAGAGUGGGUAAAGUCAAAGUCAGGGAAGACUUUCGAAGUUGUUGAUCCCGGAACCGGCAAGGCAUGGACAGAAUGUCCGACAAACGAUGCAUCAGAUGUCGAUGCUGCGGUGCAGAGCUCCCAUGAGAGCUUCGAGAAAUAUAAGAAGCUCAGCCCUAGAACACGGGCUCAGUUGCUAUAUAAGUGGGACUCUCUGAUCAGAGAAAAUAGAGAGGAUAUUGCAACCAUUCUGGUCUAUGAAACUGGCAAACCACGAGCCGAGGCGUAUGGCGAAAUUGACUAUUCAACUGGAUUCACAUGGUGGUUUGCAGGGGAGGCAGAGCGAAUCCAAGGGACCGUGUUUACUCCAGCAUUACCGGAUCGUCGCGUCUUCACCAUUAAACAGCCGCUCGGCGUGACGGCAGCACUCGUCCCAUGGAACUUUCCCAUCGCCAUGAUUCUGCGAAAGGCCGGAGCCGCUCUGGCAGCUGGUUGCACUAUGAUUGUGAAACCCAGUCCGGAGACGCCCAUCACCGUCCUCGCCUUAGCCUAUCUUGCGGACAAGGCUGGAUUUCCAAAAGGUGCUCUCAACGUCUUAACAACGGAUCUGGAGAAAACUCCCGAACUUAGUGAGGCCCUAUGCCGUCACGAUCUCAUCAAAAAGGUCUCAUUCACGGGAUCCACACGGGUAGGAAAGCUGGUCGCAAAGAUUUGCGCAGACAGUCUGAAGAAGGUCACUCUAGAACUGGGCGGGAACUGUCCAGUUUUGAUAUUUGAUGAUGCCAAUAUCGACCAAGCAAUGAGCCAGAUAUUUGCUCUCAAAUACCGCCAUGCCGGCCAGGCUUGCAUCACGGCGAAUCGCGUAUACGUCCAAUCCGGCAUUUUUGACAAAUUCCUUAAACGCUGGACUGCUGAGACAAAGAAGCUUGUUGUAGGGCAUGGUUCUGACAAGGCUACAACAAUGGGCCCUGUAACAACACCAAGAGGUGUUGAAAAGGCCAUUGCACUUGUGGAAGAUGCGAGGGCCAAGGGCGCCACCAUCCACGUCGGUGGUAAGAAACUGGAGAGGAAUGGUGGGUACUUCUUCGAACCGACUGUCAUUACGGGCAUCAAACCGGAUAUGGACAUUGCUUCAGAGGAAAUAUUCGCGCCUGUCUGUACGUUCAUCAAAUUUGAGAAUGAGGGCGAAGUUGUCAAGGCAGCCAACGAUACCAGUAUGGGUUUGGCCUCGUACUGCUUCACAAAGAAUGUGGACCGGCUGUGGCGUUUGUUUGAGAAUUUGGAGGCUGGCAUGAUCGGAUUGAACACGGGUAACUCGUCCGCAGCAGAAUCGCCCUUUGGUGGCAUCAAGCAGUCAGGUUAUGGGAAAGAAAGUGGAAAAGACGUUGCUGUAGCCGAAUAUCUGAUUACCAAAACUGGCACUUUUACCUUGGAAGGGCAAUCGUAACAUUCUUCCGUCUCCUUUCGACAAAUAAUGUAUAAGUCAAUAUAGAUGAGCUAUGGUUCAUCUACCUGCCUAUGAUAUGCAUCCACCGCCACAGCUAUUAGGGGUUGAUCUUGUGCGGAAUUAUUCACCAUUAGCAAUGUCUGUAAUUAUGAUUCCAU